AUGUCUGAAACCCCACAGCCGGCUCCUCAGCCCCAGCCGACACCCCAGCCACAGGCUCAACCACAACCUGCAGCUCAGCCCGCCUCCACCUUCGCCGCAGCUCAAUGGCCUCAGCCCGCGCGUGCGUGCUCCAAUACUUCUUCACGCUUCGAAGAUCUAAGCUUGUUGCUUUCAGCGAUUCCGAUUGAUCCUGCACUGCAGCAGCAAUCACAACAUCCGACGCAUACAGCAGCUACCACGUAUUCUCCAUACCAAUAUGGACACUACCCUCAGUCGAGCUAUGCCCAUUAUCCACACUACACCCAACAAGCCCAAGUCGCUCAACAAGCCCAGACAGCCCAGAUAGCCCCAUCAUCAUCACAAGUCCAUACACAGGUUGCGCAGCCGGCCGUGGCCGGUGUUAUUCGGCCAAUAUCGACACCAGCGGCACAAGCACCAGCACCAACCCAACCAAAUACAGUAGAAACUACCGAUGUUGCGACGUUGAACGAUGCACUCGGCAGUGCAGGGGUGGACCUGAAGGCGGAGGAAGAAACUCUGCAGCGGACGAACGACCAAUACUACGCCUACCGGCCAUACGAGGACCGGUCACGAAAGCAGCCAGACAAGCCUCAGUUUGACACCUCCUUCCUCUCCGCGACGAUGCGCACGACCGGGACAAAGUACAAAGUCCCGAACAUCCCCAAAGACUCGGUCGAGUACCUCGCGCUCGCCCUCCGCACACGUCUUCAGACCCUCCUCACCUCGAUGAUCGCCGCCGCGAAGCACCGGACGGACACGCAGUUCGACCGCCCCCCGAGCACUUACGAGGACGGCACGCCGGUGUGGAGCAUCAAGGUCCGCGCGGACGUCGGGAAGCAGCUCGAGGCGCUCCAGAAGGCGUACAGGGAGGAGGACAUCAAGGAGCGGCGCGAGCGCAAGGAGCGGCAGGACGCGCAGGCCGCGCAGGCCGCGGCGCUCACCACGGGGACGAAUGGCGCCGCGGGCCUCGACGGGCUCGGUGGGGAGGGGGAGGACGGCGCGCCGAAGAAGAAGAAGAAAAAGGACGGCCCGGGCGUGACGGCGCGGAACAUGUCGGCGGACGUGCAGAAGAAGAUGUCCAACGCGGUCGCGAGCCAGGCGGCGGGGCUGGGGACGGGCAAGUACGCGUGGAUGUCGGCAGCGAGCGCGGGGGCAGCCAAGCCGAAACCGAAACCGGCGGGGACCCCCGCAACAACGACGACCCCUGCGACGAACACGGCGAGCGGAUGGGCACGACCGUAUCAGAGCAAGAUGAAUGCCCAGUCGAAGGAGAAGGACGACGACGGGCGGUUGGCUGUCACGCUGCAAGACGCAAUAUUCGUCGUGGAGAACGAGAAGGGGCACGGAGGCGGACGUGGUGCUGCCAAGUACUGGACAUAA
Molecule: messenger RNA, 1401 nt
Organism: Epithele typhae
Lineage: Eukaryota; Fungi; Basidiomycota; Agaricomycetes; Polyporales; Epitheliaceae
Product: transcription initiation factor TFIID component TAF4 family-domain-containing protein
Exons: 3
Coding region: 1-1401 (466 amino acids)
Biological process (GO): transcription initiation at RNA polymerase II promoter
Cellular component (GO): transcription factor TFIID complex
Molecular function (GO): RNA polymerase II general transcription initiation factor activity; DNA binding
Source: RefSeq, a predicted model, not a curated record